This is a messenger RNA of Trichoderma asperellum CBS 433.97, 1623 nucleotides long. RefSeq lists its product as uncharacterized. NCBI's taxonomy places the organism in Eukaryota, Fungi, Ascomycota, Sordariomycetes, Hypocreales, Hypocreaceae. The record is from RefSeq and is a predicted model, not a curated record.
AUGGGUUCAGAGUUUGGUAUCACAAAAGAUACCAAGCCCGAGCUUCGGCUCGGUGCUGUGGGCAUCUUCUGGAUAGUCUUCGCCAUCACUUGGACUGUCGUCCUCUUUGGCGGCAUGGCCUUCCUCUGGAUUCGACGCGAGAUGCCCAUUCUGAGGAUCAGAGGCUUGCCGCUAUCCUUCGCAGCGAUAAGUCUGAUGCAUGCGUACUGGAUUGCUGUUCAACUUGGCUACUGGUAUGGGGCGUUGAUGCCUGAAGUCGCUGAGUUUUGGAUCAUGGGCAUCUGGUUCCCCUUUGGAAUUGCUCUGUUCCACGCCGCCAACAGCAGAUUCCUCUAUGUUGCCGACGCCCAGAAGAAGUUCAUUCAAAGGACUCAAACUCCGGCCCUACCUGUGGCCCGUGGAAAUCUUCUGGGCCGAUGGAAACAGUUGGAUUACAGCCGCCGAACACUUAUCCUGGUUUUUACUGGCAUGGCCCUUCACGCACUUAUCACAAUCUUCAUGUUUCUCAUCUCCCGCAAGUUUCACGACUCCUUUGGUAUCGCUGGCACUGAAGUCCACGGCAACAGCAUGGAGCGAAAGGCGGCUCAGGGCCGUGGCUGGGAGUGGUGGCCCUCUAUCUUUUGGCAAAUGUUCUGGGCCUGGGUUGUUGCUCCUUACAUCCUCUUCCGUGCGCGUAAACUCCGCGACACUCAAGGAUGGAGAUUCCAAACAAUUGCUUGCUGUAUCUCCAAUCUUCACGCUGCACCCAUGUGGCUGAUUGCCUUGUACGUUCCUGCAAUGGAGCCCGUCAACAACUACUUCAUUCCUCCACAGUGGAUCGCCGUCUCCAUUAUGCUGCUCGAAAUCUUCACCGUCUUUGUACCCAUCAUCGAAGUUUUCAAGCAACAAGGUCUGACUCAAGAAACUCUAAACUCCAUCGCCCGCUGGGAGUCACGAAAGAAGGGAUUCAGCGGCGCCGACAAAUCCAUCAACUCAGACUCGACAAGGUCCUCAUGGCGAAUGGGAGCAGCCUCUGUUCACACCAACCACAGCUCUAGCGGAAGCAUCUUAACCAUGGAGGCCCUUGAACAUACACUGUGCAAGAAUCCCGAGCCGCUGCAGCAAUUCUCGGCCCUUCGAGACUUUUCAGGAGAGAACAUUGCUUUCCUCACAAGUGUCAAGGAAUGGAAGGCCACCUACUUCCCCGCUGGCAAAUCAUCAGAAAAGGACGAGGGUCUAUCUGUCAAAGAGUUGCCCCGCGAGUGCUUCGAAAGCGCGCUCAAGAUCUACGUCGAAUUUAUCAGUGCGACUCACGCCGAGUUCCAGAUCAACCUCUCCUCCACAGACUUCAAGAGCCUCCAAGUCGUGUUUGAACACGCCGCACGUGUCAUCUGCGGCAGCGAACGCAGCGCCAGCACCGAUCCUUGCACUCCCUUCGAUGACACUCCCCACCGUGUUGACUCUGGGAGCACCCUCAAUAUUGUUCGCUACUGGGGCGAAGUCCCUCCCGAGUUCAGUGAGAAUGUGUUUGACGACGCCGAACUAAGCAUCAAGUACCUGGUUCUGACAAACACUUGGCCUAAAUUCAUCAAGGAGAGGAGAUCCUUUGAUAUGGCUAGCACUAUUGAGGCCGGCAGCAACUAA